Molecule: messenger RNA, 3807 nt
Organism: Colossoma macropomum (tambaqui)
Lineage: Eukaryota; Metazoa; Chordata; Actinopteri; Characiformes; Serrasalmidae
Gene: slc26a1
Product: solute carrier family 26 member 1
Exons: 3
Coding region: 405-2537 (710 amino acids)
Biological process (GO): transmembrane transport
Cellular component (GO): membrane
Molecular function (GO): chloride transmembrane transporter activity; secondary active sulfate transmembrane transporter activity; oxalate transmembrane transporter activity
Source: RefSeq, a predicted model, not a curated record
GUACCAUCUAUAUAAACCUUCAUGCAAUCGGCCACUAAUUUUAUUCAGCUAUAUCAAGCAGCACAUUCAGUCUUAUAAAACAAAUUCAAUUUUAUUAGAGAUAUUCAUUCAUUUACAUUCAGAUGCUCUCAGUCAUGACUGAGGGAGGCACUGUUUCCAUGGUGAUAAGACAGAUAGCCCAUAACUCCCCUCCCCCCUCUCUAUCCAUCUGUCCCGGAUUGGCUGUUGAGGUGGAGAGCUCAGUAAGAAGCGACAUUUUUUUCCCAUCAUUCCUUUCCCCAUUCAAAGCAAGCUAGCAGAGCUGCACACCAGGAAAUCCAGCGAGCAAGGCAUGGCAAAUGUAUUCUCCACUGCACUUACUCGCUCCUAUGAUGAGGCCGACAGGAUAACAGCUUCAUCAGUACAUGGAUACAUCAUCAUUACAAGACAUGGAGGCUGCAAAAUCUCCACCCAUGAUCUCCUUGGAACGCAAGGCUCGGCCAAAGAAAGGACCAGCAGAGAUCUUUAAGACCAAACUGCGCCGUCAACUUUCUUGUUCGGUGCCCAAAGUAAAGAGCACACUAACAGACUUCUUCCCUGUGGUGCUCUGGUUGCCAAAGUAUAAGAUAAAGGAAUAUGGAUGGGGUGAUCUGAUGUCAGGGCUCAUAGUGGGGAUAAUUUUGGUCCCUCAAGCCAUUGCUUACUGCCUGCUGGCAGGCCUAGAACCCAUUUAUGGUUUAUAUACAUCCUUUUUUGGAAAUAUCAUCUACUUUAUCUUAGGCACAUCCAGGCAUGUAUCUGUGGGUAUCUUCAGUCUCAUGAGUUUAAUGGUGGGGCAGGUUGUAGAUCGAGAAGUCUAUCUGGCAGGUUUUGAUUUGAGUGAUGAGAGUAAGCAAAGCUCCUUGGACAGUGAAUGGAACAUCACUGAAGACUACAGCAAAACUGCAAUUAAUCUCACCAUAAAGGCCUUCAGUAUGGAGUGUGGAAAAGAAUGCUAUGCUAUCAGUAUUGCAACUGCAUUAACAUUCCUUGCUGGAGUUUACCAGGUACUAAUGGCUGUGUUUAGGAUGGGUUUUGUCUCUGUUUACCUAUCUGCGCCAAUGCUGGAUGGCUUUGCCACUGGUGCCUCAUGUACCAUCCUAACAGUGCAGGUUAAGUAUCUACUGGGCCUCAAAAUCCCUCGCCACCAGGGCUAUGGAACAGUGGUGGUGACUUGGAUCAACAUUUUUAAGAACAUACACAACACCAACUUCUGUGAUAUGAUCACAAGUGCUAUUUGUGUUGCUGUGCUAGUAGGAGGGAAAGAGCUCCAGGAACGGUACAAGAAUCGUCUGAAAAUGCCACUGCCCACAGAACUUGUAGUAGUGGCAGUAGCUACCAUAGUGUCCCAUUUUGCUGAUCUCAAUGGACACUACAGCUCUAGUAUUUCAGGUGCCAUUCCAACUGGUUUCAUACCCCCACAGGUCCCAAAUUUUGAACUGAUGCCUAGGCUAGCAGUUGAUGCCAUUCCACUGGCUGUGAUCAGUUUCGCCUUUACCGUUUCCCUGUCGGAGAUGUUUGCUAAAAAGAAUGGAUACACAGUUAGGCCAAACCAGGAGAUGUUGGCGAUUGGUUUUUGUAACAUUAUUCCAUCCUUCUUCCACUGCUUCACCACAAGUGCUGCUCUGGCCAAAACUAUGGUGAAAGACUCAACAGGUUGCCAAACACAAGUCUCUAGUGUAGUAAGCGCCUUUGUAGUGCUCUUGGUCCUUUUAUUUUUAGCCCCAUUUUUCUACUCCCUGCAGAAGUGUGUCCUUGCCUGCAUCAUUAUUGUCAGCCUGAGAGGCGCCCUACGGAAAUUCAGAGACUUUCCCAGGCUUUGGCGUCUCAGCAAGAUUGAUGCAAUUGUCUGGAUGGUGACCAUGUCUUCAGUUGCUUUGAUCAGUGUGGAGAUUGGACUACUGAUUGGGGUAGUCUUUUCUAUGAUUUGUGUUGUGGCUCAAACCCAGUACCCCAAGGUUUCACUACUGGGUCAAAUCGAGAACACUAAUCACUAUGAGGACAUGGGCGACUACAACAACCUUUUGAGCAUUUCCAAAGUAAAAAUUUUCCGCUUUCAGGCUCCCCUUUACUAUGCCAAUAAAGACUUUUUCUUAAAGUCAUUAUACAAAGCAAUUGGACUUGAGCCAUUCCUUGAAAUAACUCGGAGGAGAAAACUAGAGAAAAAAGCAAAAGAAAGAGCUGCAAAGAAGCCUGAUGAAGAUAAUGGUGAUGUAAGUAUAGGUCUAAUAGCUAAUGAGCUGGAUUUCCAUACCAUAAUCUUGGACUGUUCCUCCAUGUCCUUCAUUGACACUACAGGAAUUACCACCUUAAAAGGACUGUUGAAAGAAUAUAAAGAGGUUGGUAUAAAUGUAAUCCUAGCUUGCUGCAACACAAAGGUCAUAGAUUCUUUGAGACGAGGUUCUUUCUUUGGUUCUAAUGAUAAAGAAAUGUAUACAAUGUCAUUUCACACUGUUCAUAGUGCAGUUUCUUUUGCCAUUGAUGAUGCUGCAGCUUCAGUUAAUGCUUCAUCUGUGUAAUCUGUCUGUAACCUGAUUUAAAUAGAUCGAGAAAUAGAUAAAGAAAUAGAUAAAAAUCUAACAAUCUGAAACAGUUAUCAAAUACACACAAAAAUAUCCCAACUAUAUUCCCAAUAAUGUUACUGACCCAUACUACCAUUAGCCUACAGUGAGGGGAAACAAGCAUUCAGACACUUUUCUUUUUGUUAUGUAAUAUACUUCCUGUGCAUAUGUUCACUGCAAAUUUACACACAUGGUGUCGUUUGACUUGUACCUAUGAACGAAAAUUAAGAAGUUUGUUUUUAUGGUAAGAAGUAAUUAGCUUCUUGAAGCAUUGUGGUUCAAUUUUGGCCCAUUCCUCUUGGCAACCCGUUUUCAAUUCUUAGAGGUUAUGAGAGUCCUUCUGAUAACCGUUUCUUUGCAGAUGAAAUUAAAUUCUCCUCUAUUAUGUCCCAGUACAUCACUCCAUUCAUGUUUUCUUCUAUGACAUGCUCCAUACUUUACUGAAGCUGUGGUGUUCUUGGUAUCAAAUGUGCAGCCCUCCUUUCUAGCAACAUGACAAACUGAAUUAUUGCCAAAGAGUACAUUGUUCCAAGGGAGUUCUGAUUUGUCUAAACAUCAGUGUGCAUAUUUUAGACAUGGAUCUCGAAGCUCCCUUUUUCACAGAGUCCUGCAAGACUUUUGGAGUGUUCCUUCCUUAUCUAUAUUUGAUGUUGAUAUAUGCACUGAAAGUAUAUUAAGUAACAAAAACAAGAGUGUCUAAAUACUUGUUUCCACUAUGCUUUUAGAAACUAAACAUUUUUAUAUACAGCAAAUAAUUUACUACAGCAGAAGGAAACCUUCACAGCAUAAAUAAGCCCAACACUGUAACAAUUUCUCAACACUGUAACAAUUUCUACCGAUUAGAUUUUUUUCUUACUUUUUACUGCAAGGAGAGAUGUGACUGUGGUCACUGUAUGUACGUAACCUAUUGUAUUGUAUAUGCCUAAUGUGAAUCCAUUUUUGUAUUAUUGAAAAGGAAAGAUCUUUCUUUUUGUAUGAUUUUUAUUUGAUAUCUGUCUAAUGGCAAAUAAUACUUAGUAGAAACUGUGACUGAUGAUCUAGUUUAUGACUCAGAAUAACCAUUAUUCUCUGCUGAUGAAAUCAAGAUCUAAUAGAAUUCCUGUCUGUUCGUUCAACUGUUAACAGAUGUUUUUGAUAUUAUUUAGUGAUGUCUGCAUAGUUUGUUCUUUGGAGUGUCCAAUAAAAAAAUCUCCUCUUUUUACACUGAUAAUAAACAAAGGCAACAAUG